CCUACACAGCGAUGACUGCUAGUGCAGGGAACGUGGGCAGUAAUUGAUUGAUCAGGAGUGUUUCGUUUUAGAUCUAUCAAGACCUCCUAGCACCUUAUCAUUUCCUGGCUCAACGAUCCCUAUCGUUCCGGUCCAUCUGAAUCUGUUUUAUACGACGCGCCUGCAAUUUUGUUAAACGUGCUACCAGGAGAUUAUUGUGACAACGUUUUACAUCUUCAUCUUGGAAUAUACAUUUUCUGUCACCCGCUGUUGCAUAAGCAGUACUGGUCUUUCGCGAAACUCUUAAUAGUUAAUUUCAUACAUGGGUACUGCUGCCUGUACGGGAGAGCCCAGGUGACGUUCAGUGUUCACUGCCUAAGCCACCUAACAUUGGACGUGGAGGUGCAUGAAACGCUUGAUGAUUUCUCUGCGUUUCCAUUCGAGUCCUAUAUAGGCGUCCUGAAGCGAGUAGUGCGUAAGGCACGAAACCCCGCGGUACAGAUUAUGAGACGGUACUUGGAAUAUGCGGACGUCUCCUCUUUUUCUCUGUGGCCUGCAUCUCAGGAGACUCGCAUACAACAGCGUGGAUUAACACGUCGUGAAGUGUUGAUUCUGCACGGUACAACCUACGCAACGUGAUCAUUGUAUCUGAUUACCCAUAUUGCGUAGCCAUGUUUAACCAUAUUGACUCAGAAGAUGAGAGCAUUGUUUGUAAACCUUUCACUGGCGUGCAUGCAUUGUAUCACCUCCGGAUACCUUCUUCUGCUUGCAAAACAUUUGCCGCCUCAAGCAUCAGGGAUGAUCUGCAAUCAUUCCUUGUGGGCGAUAUACGUUACAAGUUUGUGCUUCUCUCUUAAUGAUUUCUUAGCUAUUGUUCCCCUCUUGCAUACUUUUAGAACUCCGGAUGGCACGACUUGAAGUAUUGUCCACGUUUAAGGUCCCUAAAUGUUCAUUUCUACUUUGCUCUACUUCUUUCCAUGGAUCUUCUGAUUUCACUUAUGUUAAUGCCUAUGAUUAUUUCUUGUUUUGUUCGGGUGCUUAUUAAUGUCCUCUUCUUUACCUGCUGAAAUGGGAUUCUUUCUCAAAGGGUUUACACUUAUCCCGUUACACGAGUUUCCUUGGUACCACUUUAUGCAGUGUGAUCGCAGGGCGUCCAUCUGAGACUCACAUGUAUUCACUUUACAUAAUGAGCGACAUUACAUCCUCAUAUGGUGGUUCCAUUACAAUACUGUUUUUGGCAAGCGUGGGUGGAUGCGGUACGAAGCACCAUUUGAACGGGGUACAAGAUCUUAACUGUAUUCGGCCCAUGGGCAUAUGAAGCGCUGUUAACAGGGUGAAUACGUCUAUGUGCAUCAGAAUGACAAACUACAGGGCGCUGAGUGCACUCUUAAUGGCAAAGAUCUGCGUGGGCAUGCACCGGACAUACAACGUAAGACCAUAUGAACAACAUGGAAUGGCCUUUAGCAACACGGAUGCAGGUUUUCAGUGUCGAUGCGUUCAACCGGAAACUUUUUCGGCAGACAGCACGCAAAGAAAAGGCUACGGGUGUUGCGGAAUGUGGGUUCAUGUACACACCAUAUUUAUUAAUUAAACGUUUCGUUGCCAUUACAUUUCUUUCAUAAUCAGUGUUUGUGCAAACGGACAGGAAGUACUUGCAUAAGUCAUCUAUUUCAGCGUUAUGACCUCAUUAACAUAUUACGUCGUUUCGCUGAGUACGUCCACCGUAUCCACGGUUACAACCAUAAGCAGCUCUUGGCUGCUUGGGGACGGUCGACGGGCGUUGCUACCAAACGUCCCCCAUUUGGAAUACCUAAACGCUGUGAGGGAACACCGGCCGGCGGACGAGAAUUGUACAUUCGCCGACGUGACUAUACUUCGUCGAAGUAUGGAUUUCGAUCGGGCUGUCGCCUUAGCCAACUCGAUCGACCUUUCGAACUUAACCGAAGACACGGAUUCAACGGCAGACAUGGGCACACUCCCACAUAGACUCAUCCGUACACCACGUCGUUUAAUUUCGGACGAUAAUGACUUGGAGCCCCCCGGGAAGCGCAUGGUCACCACAGCCGUUCCUUAUGGCUCCCCACCUAUCGUUUCGUUAAAUGAGUUGACCCGCUCCAUGAGUAAAAACUCACGUCAGUCGUCUUCCCAACAAUACAACAUGAAUGGAUACAAACAAGCUAAUACAGCGUUCAAUACUGCGUCUCACUGUCGUGACAAUUCGAACGCACAGAUUCGGAAACUGGAUUCAGGCGAUAUGGACCAACUGAAUGAUAAAGUUGAGUCCAUAGACGGUAAUGUUCAGAAAAUUAUGGAGACACUGGAGUAUAUGAAGAGUUGCUUGAGCUCGAUGGCUGCGACCAUUGCCGGCCAACCAGGGCAGCAGGCAACGCAGCUUCCGUUGCCAAUUACAUCGGUAGAGGAACUACAGUCCUUCGAUAUAUUAAUGCAGGAUGCAGCACGCAGGCAACAAUUGCAUACUUAUCUGGAAGGUGUGCACGGAGACACCUUGUCGGAGACUGUACGCCUCAUGAUGCAGCGUCUUUUAACGCGGCCAUUGAUGGCGGAGAUCAAUUACUCCGGUUCCCGCAACAAACACGGAUUCCGGAAAACGAAGCUUUUCACCGAAAUGCAAGCUGCUCUAUUAAAACGAUUCUCCGAAAGCAAUGUGUCACCGGAUGGCAUAACACAAUAUGUCAGAAACUAAUUGAAAUCUAUUCGUGGCAACGCAUGGCGCGACUCCGCCAAAGGUUGUACAAGCAGCCAGCAGGUUUUCCAAAUAGUGGACUUGGACUCCCCAGACGACAGCAUAGAAGAAGCCUGACGGUUUCAAACGGAACAUUGACCUCUGUUGUCAAUAUUAAUGUGUUUCUCUUUAAUGUAGCCACUACUGUGUCGUUAAAGGGACCUUUCACUGUGCAAAAAUCGGAUUAUAUUUCCGCA
Messenger RNA from Dicrocoelium dendriticum, 2919 nucleotides. The record is from the annotation of a GenBank genome assembly. Lineage: Eukaryota; Metazoa; Platyhelminthes; Trematoda; Plagiorchiida; Dicrocoeliidae.